AUGGCUUUCAAACAAGUAGCGUUUGUAUUGGUUUUGCUUUCGGUGUCCAGGUCUAAAGCUACAAAUAUAUCGAAAGAUGAUGACAUUGAUUUGGAAGAGCAACUCAAGCUUCUAAACAAGCCGCCGAUCAAGACAUUCCUGACUGAGGAAGGAGAUAUUAUUGAUUGUAUUGACAUUGACAAACAACCGGCGAUCGAUCAUCCUUUACUUAAGAAUCACAAAAUUCAGAGAAAACCCAAAUUGCCUCUCAGUAACUUCUCCAAAACUUCCUCUGCUACCAAGUAUAUACAAUUUCGAUCAAGAAAACCUUGUCCAAUUGGAACAGUUCCUAUCCAACGAAUCAAAAAGGAAGAUUUGAUAAGGACAAGAUCCCUUCCUAAAAUGCCUUCUGUGAAUAUGGUCGAAAUUGAAGAUGCACCGCCUUCCGGGCAACAUCGAGUCUUCCUGAGCCACGAUCACACUUAUCUCAUAAAGUAUGGUGCUAGCGGAUACAUCUCUGUCUACAAUAUAAGCACAGCUCUAGAUCAAUUUAGUUCACAUAAUAUAUGGAUUGAGACCGGACCUCCUGAUCAUAUUAGCAUGAUCGUAGCCGGUUGGCGGGUCGAUCCAUUGCUGAAUGCCGAUGGUCUAACUCGACUGUUUACAUAUUGGACGGGAGAUGGUUUCCGCGAUGGUUGCUACAACACAUUCUGCCAAGGUUUUGUUCAGGACAUAGCGACUGGGAAUUGGUGGCUUCGCGUUCAUGACCCGCCGAUCAACGUGGGCUACUGGCCAAAGGAGUUAUUCGUGAAUUUACGCAAUGGCUCACUGCAUGCGGCGUGGGGAGGAGUCGCUAAAGAAGGCACAAAUGGGUAUUGCCCGCCCAUGGGCAAUGGUCAUAUGCCGGAUGUGUAUACUGAUAAAGCAGCGUAUUUCAGAAAGGUCCAAUGGAUGAAUGCAAAUGGAGAGAGUUUUCAUCCUUACAAAAAUUUGCCCAAGGUGGUGGACACGCCCAGUUGUUAUAAUCUGCUGAAUCUGAAACUUAUGCGAGAUCCAUGGGGUUAUCUUUUCACCUUCGGAGGUCCAGGAGGAUACUGCAGAGCAUGA
Molecule: messenger RNA, 1086 nt
Organism: Eucalyptus grandis
Lineage: Eukaryota; Viridiplantae; Streptophyta; Magnoliopsida; Myrtales; Myrtaceae
Exons: 7
Coding region: 1-1086 (361 amino acids)
Source: RefSeq, a predicted model, not a curated record